Molecule: messenger RNA, 936 nt
Organism: Dreissena polymorpha
Lineage: Eukaryota; Metazoa; Mollusca; Bivalvia; Myida; Dreissenidae
Exons: 3
Coding region: 1-936 (311 amino acids)
Biological process (GO): mannosyl-inositol phosphorylceramide biosynthetic process
Molecular function (GO): mannosyltransferase activity
Source: RefSeq, a predicted model, not a curated record
AUGUUGUGGGCGAGACAUAGACAUAGUCAAAAUACGUGCAGGAGGAACAGAAAACUAGCCUCGUUGUUUCUGGCGUUUGUUGUCUGCGGUAUGAUGUACGUCAAGCUGAUACAUAAAGACGAUCUGUUUCCAGAUAACGCACCUUCUCCACCUGUUCUACCAUACUUCCACCUUGAAGUUCCAUAUUUUGAACCGGAAGCGAAAGACGAUUUUCCUACAUCAACUUCCGCUCCCAGAAUCCCCCAUAUCAUCCACCAGACGUACAAAUCUGAGGAUAUAGCAAAUGAUUUUGUAAAGAAUGUACAAUCCUUUUUGCACUUUAAUCGAAACUGGACGUACAUGUUUUGGACAGAUGCGACAGCCAGGCAAUUGAUAGAGGCAAGGUAUCCGGACUUUCUAGUGUUGUGGGAUAAUUACAGAAACAACAUCAACAAGGCGGACGCCCUCGGGUACUUUGUUCUGUAUGAAUUUGGCGGAAUUUAUGCUGAUCUUGACUUUGAAUGCUUCCGACCUCUUGACCCCGUGACUCGGAAGUACGCCGCCAUUUUCCCAUUGGAACCUUUUGAACACAGCACAUUCAGGUUGAAAAUCCCUUUUCUGUUGAACAAUGCUAUCAUGAUGACCAGACCACGACAUCCGUUCUUGAAGUUCAUGAUUGACAAUCUAAUGGCCUUUCAAAUGCAGAUGGAACAAUUUGACGUAGCGGGACCUUGUUUUGUAACAACAAACUUUGUAUUAUACAACAAACUCAAAGUGGAUGACCUGUACAAUUUAAGUGCCACGCCAGACGGAAUGUCGCCGUAUUUUUACAAGGGCAGUAUGGAUGAAACAGACGAAAACGCCGUAUUCCUCCGGUCGUAUAUGGUGUUUGUGUUCAUCAAGGGCAACUCGUGCACAGCCAAAUUCCAGCUUACUAUCAAAUACCUGGCUACAUGA